AUGGCAGUGGCAGAUGAAGAGGCGCCCUCGCCUCUCUAUCGUCAUGCCAGGACACUUCCCUUUGAACUGGUCCAACAUAUAGGCAUUUUCUUCGAAGAGAAGCUCUGUCCGCCUCCCCUCACUCCCCGCAAUUCACUUGACCAUCGAACUGACCGCGGCGUCCGUCAACCAGACACGCAAGCCCUAAACCUACUCCUAAAUAUUAUCACCACAGGCACGAUCCCUCCAACGCCAGUCUACGUCCCGUCGCCCCAGCAUCUCGCCCUCGCCGCUACAUUCCUCGUCCACCCCUCAACCACCACCCGGGCCAAAACCGCCGAGCAAGAAGAAGCCUCCAAUGUCUCCCUGCGACUCCUCCGCCUCGCAAACACCAUCGCCGGACCAGUAUCCGCCAAACUCGGAACCGCAUUCUCCUUCACCCACUUCGAGGCCUCCCGCCAUGGGCGCCGCCGACGCGCCGAAGACGAGCAACCCCCAGACGAUGAUACGAAACCGCUGAACCUCGACCUGGCCCAGUCUGCCUCCGUAUGGUCCCGCGCAGAGGACUUCUGGCAUGCAGUCGGCUGGGCAUUCAACUGUUCCGUGCUUCACCGCGAACGGUGGGAGAAAUGGCAAAUCUGGCUCGAAUACAUGUGCGAAGUGCUCGAAGACGACUGGAACGAACGCAAAAGAAUGAGCGACCGCAACACAAACAUAGAUCAUAAAGUCCUCAAAGACAGUCUGAUCUUCCGCUACAUCACCGAAACAACAGCAGGAUACGGGCGCAACCGACGGAUCCUCCGCGCGAUCUUCGCAGACGGGGGCUCGACCUCUGUCAACGAAUUCCGCGAGGUCUUCCACCACGAGCUCAAAAAGCCCAAACAAGACAAGAACACCAAGAAACGCGAAGUCCAAGUCAACAUCGACGAAGACCAAUAUGGCGACUACCUAACCGACGACGACGAUGACUCCUCCGACAACAAUAACAACAACAAGAACGACCCAGACACGGCCUCAAAACGGCCUACCCGGCAAACCAAACGCCCCCGACGAGGUACCCGCGCCAAAGACGUCAAAUCAGCCGACGCAGUCGAUACCACGUCAACAGUCUACGCACUCAGCGAUGUCUCCUCGCACGGCGGCUUCCAAUCCCUAGCCCUCCGCCAACGUCUCCUCCACCUUCUCUCCGGUGUCGCGGAGGCUCUCCCUGACGACUUCAUUUCCCUCGAGGAACUGUACCACCUCUUCGUCGAAAACAUCCGCCAUCUCUCCCUCCCCGUCUUCCAGGCUCUCGUCACCCCAUCAACUCUACCCUAUUUCUCCCCAGAGGCGUGCACAACCCUCUGCGAAUGCCUGCUCUUCCGCAUCCGCGAGAGCGCAGCCCCAGACACAGACGAGGAGUAUCUCAGCCAAGCAAAGCUGGAGGAGUGUUUCCUCCCUUAUGCGGCAAGUACCAACAGCGUAAUCGACAACACCAAGAUGUCGAUCCUCCUCGAGGCACUCCUGAUCCUACUCGCAAACAGCGACAUGCUAAAAGUAACUACGGACUUGCAAGAAGCGGUAGAAGAGGGUAUCCAGCGUCGUGCGGAGAAAGCCCAAACGGAGACGAAGAAGAGCGUGAGUGCGCGCAAAUCGGAAGAUGCGGAGUGGUGCUGGCUGCAGGAGAGUGGGGAGCGGUUGAGGUUCCUUGUUGAGGUUCUUCCGCGUGGGGAGGAUUCGGAUUGA
Messenger RNA from Aspergillus oryzae RIB40, 1704 nucleotides. RefSeq lists its product as uncharacterized. The record is from RefSeq and is a predicted model, not a curated record. Lineage: Eukaryota; Fungi; Ascomycota; Eurotiomycetes; Eurotiales; Aspergillaceae. The transcript has a single exon. Bases 1 to 1704 code for a protein of 567 amino acids.